GGAGUGCUGUCAUUGCGCACUGAUUGGAUUCAUACACACAGAACAUAUGAGCUCUGGUUCAUCGGCUGUUAUUAUUAAUGAGGUAGCUCAAACCCCAUAUGUGUUUUCCUGAGUGACACUUGGCGCCGCACAAUCACGCAGGAGAUGUGUGUUUAAUGGAUACACCUUGGGACGCAUCACUGCUGAAGACUCUCUUAACUCUCGGCUCCGUCUGAGGACUUUCGGCUCAGCGUCGCCAUGUCUUUCCCGGCCAAGGUGAUGAGCGACGGGCUGCUGGAGAAGCGCAGCAGCGGACUCCUCCAGCUGUGGAAGAGGAAGCGCUGCGUGCUCACCGAGGAAGGGCUGCGCCUGCAGAACUGCAAAGGCGGAGGAGGAGGAGGAGGAGGAGGAGGAGGCGGCGGUGGUGAUGCUCCGAGCCCGGCGUGGAGCUCCAAGGCCAAGGAGCUCCGCUUUGAGCGCAUGGCUACUGUGGAUUGCGUGGAGUACAAACGAGGGCAAGUGUAUUUCACCGUGGUCAUGGCUACGGGUAAGGAGAUUGACUUUCGGUGUCCGCAGGACGGCACGGCGUGGAACGCGGAGAUCGCUUUGGCACUGGUGCGCUACAAGAACCUGCAGGCGGUGCAAACAGGACGGAACAGACACCUGUCCACGGCGCACCUGGGCAGCACCGGGGAGGAUGAGGAGCUCUGAGCUGGUGAAGUCUUUCUUCUUUUUGGGAGUGAACCAAUCAGAGUGGAGAAGGGCAGAGGACGCCAGAUCCAUCAGCUUGACUCUGUCGUGCACAGCAUGAUGGGAUAUACAGAACGGCCUUCAGUAUGGAUCAAAGGACCCUGAACCAGUGCCACAGACACUCUUCUUGUCUUCCUUCAUGAGCUUACUCACACUGUUGUACAAAGCCUUGGAAUCUGAUAUACAUUGUAAACAACAUGGAUAAAAUAUUUUUCUGAGGUCAUUGUUGAGGCCGCUGCAUAAGGAAAAAACAUAGCAUUGUUUGGACGGAGACAAUGUUUAACCCUUGUGCCUUGAGGUUGGAAACAUAUCUUCCAUUUUUAUUUUUCAACGUUUUCUAACCCUGCUGAAACAGGAGUCACUUUAUUUCUUAAGUCUUGCUUUUGAUGGAAACACGUCGCUGUUUUUUAAAAAGAUAUUGUUAAAGACUGAACAGAUCUGCAUGCUUUUGCUAUAGUUGAACAUGAAGAAGAAAUAUUUUGCUCUGUUCGUUGCACAUUGUAUUCUAUAUAUUUGCUGA
This is a messenger RNA of Anoplopoma fimbria (sablefish), 1249 nucleotides long. RefSeq names its product pleckstrin homology-like domain, family A, member 3 (gene phlda3). The transcript is spliced from 2 exons. The coding region runs from base 238 to 690 and encodes 150 amino acids. The record is from RefSeq and is a predicted model, not a curated record. Lineage: Eukaryota; Metazoa; Chordata; Actinopteri; Perciformes; Anoplopomatidae. Gene Ontology annotation, biological process: positive regulation of apoptotic process. Gene Ontology annotation, molecular function: phosphatidylinositol phosphate binding.